AUGCCACCCGCCUUCCCGGGCGGUGAUAACAACGGCAACGUCUGUGGCCUCCCUCCAGGGCCCUUCCCAGCGGCCGCGGAGCCAGCCAACAUGUUCGGGCUCUGGAGGACCUUCCCCAGCGUGGUUUUCUACCUCACUCUGGCCGUGGGCCUCGGGGGGCUGGUGGGGAACGGGCUGGUCCUCUGGCACCUGGGCUUCCACAUCAAGAUGGGCCCCUUCUCUGUCUACAUCCUCCAAGUGGCCACCACGGACUUCCUGUUCCUGGGCUGCCAGCUGAGCUUCUCGGCCGUCCAGGUGGCCCUGGGCUCCAAGGACAACCUCUACUUCGGCGUCACCUUUGUUGCCUGCUCCGUGGGGCUCUGGCUGCUGGCGGCCUUCAGCACCGAGCGCUGCCUCUCCGACAUCUUCCCCACCUGCUACCAGGGCUGCCGCCCCAGACACACGUCGGGCGUCGUCUGCGGUCCGAUCUGGGCCCUGACCCCGCUGGCCGUGCUGCUGCCCGCCAGCGCCUGCGGCCUGCUGCGCGAGGGCGUGCGCCUGUCCACCUGCCUGCGGUACCAUGUGGCUAGCAUGCCGUGGCUGCUGUCCUUGGCCUGCAUGGCCUGCGUGGUUGGGCUUGUGCUCUUCGUCUGGGUGAUGUGUUGCUCCCAGCGCCCGCGCCCUCAGUUCUACAGCAUCUUCCAGGGCUCCAUAUUCCUGCUCCUCUUCUGCGGCUUCCCCUACAUCCUGUACUACCUGCAUCCCGUCCUGAGCCUCCUGCUGCCCGUGUUCCCGCUGGCCACCCUCCUGGCCUGUGUCCACUGCAGCGCCAGGCCUCUCAUCUACUUCGCGACGGGCCGGCAGCCGGGCAAGUGGAAGCCACUCCGGGUGGUCCUCCAGCAGGCCGCCCAGCUGGGGGCCGGGGGGCUGUUCCUGCCCAUGGGCCGCAUGUCGGGGCUGCCCAGGGUCCCCCCAACCCUUCACCAGACCCUCCAGGACCACGUGUCAUCCCGCACCACCGCCCCCCCGGCUCACUGGCCCUGGGGACACAAGGGCCGGGGGCAUCAUGAGAUGCCCCAUGCCCAGCCUGUGGAGUACAAGGAAGGCCUGAGGACAAGGCCAGAGACACAGCAGGAAAGCGGGGAGCCCCCAGGACUGGGGCGAGGAUGGGCACCCCAGCUCCUGCCCCCUUCGCCCCCUGUCACCAGCUGA
Messenger RNA from Mesoplodon densirostris (Blainville's beaked whale), 1191 nucleotides. RefSeq names its product MAS related GPR family member G (gene MRGPRG). Gene Ontology annotation, biological process: G protein-coupled receptor signaling pathway. Gene Ontology annotation, cellular component: membrane. Gene Ontology annotation, molecular function: G protein-coupled receptor activity. The record is from RefSeq and is a predicted model, not a curated record. Lineage: Eukaryota; Metazoa; Chordata; Mammalia; Artiodactyla; Ziphiidae.